Cygnus atratus (black swan) is the source of this 3170-nucleotide messenger RNA. It is a transcript of the gene PLPP3, whose product is annotated as phospholipid phosphatase 3. The transcript is spliced from 6 exons. NCBI's taxonomy places the organism in Eukaryota, Metazoa, Chordata, Aves, Anseriformes, Anatidae. The coding region runs from base 549 to 1490 and encodes 313 amino acids. Gene Ontology annotation, biological process: canonical Wnt signaling pathway; phospholipid dephosphorylation; phospholipid metabolic process. Gene Ontology annotation, molecular function: phosphatidate phosphatase activity. The record is from RefSeq and is a predicted model, not a curated record.
GGGUGGAAAGGAGCUCGCGAAAUAAAAGUGCAGCAACGAGCCGGUGGCUCCCAGAGCGGCCGGGGCGGGCGCGUCGGGAGCCCCCAAGGCAGCGCAGCGCGGAGCCCACCUGCCCCCGGGAGCUGCUCGCCCCUCGCUCCGCACCUCUCCCCCGGCACCCAGCCGCCCUGCUAGGCGCACGCCGAGGCUUUUCUCCUUCCCUUCGACUUCUCCUCCAGGACUUUUCCACCGCCGCUGGGACAGCCGCAAACUUUUUUUUUUUUUUCCCCCCUUCCCUCCCACCUUCGCUGGUGGUUUUGUGCUUUGUUGUUGUUGUUGUUUUGCUCUUUUUAUUUUUUAUUUUUUAAUUUUUUAUUUUGUUGUUGCUAUUAUUUAUUUAUUUUGGGGGAAGACCCGCCUGCGUUUCAACCUCCCGUGGCCCCAGCGGAGAGGCCGGGAGCGGCUCCGGCAGCACCUCCCCGGCGCACCGCGUGCGAGCCCGGCCCGGCACGGCUCGGCACGGCUCGGCUCGGCCCGGCACGGCACGGCUCGGGCUUUCGCCCCCGAUAAUGCAGAGCUACAAGUACGACAAGGCGAUCGCGCCGGAGAGCAAGAACGGGGGUAGCCCGGCGCUGAACAACAACCCGGCCAAAGGCAGCAGCAAGAAAGCGCUGCUCAUCUGCCUCGACUUCCUCUGCCUCGUCAUGGCUGGGUUGCCCUUCCUCAUCAUUGAAACGAGCACAAUCCAACCCUACCAGCGGGGCUUCUACUGCGAUGAUGACAGCAUCAGGUACCCGCUGAAGUCGAUGGAGACGAUCAACGACGCAGUACUGUGUGCUGCGGGCAUCCUCAUUGCCAUCCUUGCUAUCAUCACGGGAGAGCUGUACCGCAUCCACUACCUGAAGGAGAAGUCACACUCCUUUAUCCAGAACCCCUACGUGGCAGCGCUCUACAAGCAGGUGGGCUGCUUUGUUUUCGGCUGUGCCAUCAGCCAGUCCUUCACAGACAUUGCCAAAGUGUCCGUCGGGCGCUUGCGGCCGCACUUCCUGGAGGUUUGCGACCUGGAUUUCUCCACCAUCAGCUGCGGGAAGGGGGUUUACAUCCAGAACUACACCUGCAGGGGAAGCGACAGCAAGGUCCAGGAAGCCAGGAAAUCCUUCUUCUCCGGGCACGCGUCCUUCUCCCUCUACACCAUGCUGUAUUUGGUGUUUUAUCUGCAGGCCAGGUUCACGUGGAAGGGCGCCCGCCUGCUCCGUCCCCUGCUGCAGUUCACGCUCAUCAUGAUGGCGUUUUACACCGGCCUGUCCCGCGUGUCAGACCACAAGCAUCACCCCACUGACGUGCUGGCGGGCUUUGCACAGGGAGCCCUGGUGGCUUACUGCGUGGUGUUUUACGUCUCAGACCUCUUCAAGCCCAAGACAAAGACCUGCCUGCCGCCGCCCCCCAUCCGGAAGGAGAUCCUUUCACCUGUGGACAUCAUUGAACGCAAUAACCAUCACAACAUGGUGUAGGCCUUUGAGAAAUCGGAUUGGCGUUGUAUUUUAUUUUAUUUUUUAUUUUUGCAUAAAAUGACUGCUGACAGCGACUACCUGCUGCUCUCAAAUCUCAUCAGACAGUAGAAUGUAGGGAGAGACUUUCUUGCCCGACCGGUAAAGUCUUACUCUGUGGUCUUUUCAACUUGCGACAUUUGGAGGAAAGGGGUGGUGGUCAACUAAGUCAGAAGCGACAGUGAGAAACAGACACACAACAAAAAGCCGAACAAGCAAAGAGAGGUGCCGGAGUCCUGGAUGUGCAAUUGGUUUGAGUGUUCAUGUUGUAGUGAACGCCAAAUUGUUCAUAGCGUAAUGAACACUAAGGGAUUUUGGAAAGCUGGCCAUCUUAGUCGAUGUGAUUUUUUUUUUUUAUGAUGAUGAAGAUGUCCAGUGCCUGCGAGGGGAAAAAAAACAACUCACAGUUGAUUUAUAUAGCACUAUGUAUGAGAAACAGCACUGAGUCAAGAUCUGGGAUUGGUUCGUAAGAGUUGCUUUUUUUUUUUUUUUUUUUUCCUAUUGGAUGCUAGUUUGUUUUUGCCUCCUCUGUUCCAUACUGUGACUUAGCGUAGAAGAAGCUUGCCCAGUCAAAGAUCUCCGGAGGGUCUCUGUUCACACUACCCACCUUUCACAAGCAGUCCUGAGACACGCAGCGAGGUUGAACAAACCCACCCUCGGUGCAGAAAGCCACAUUUCUUCCUUCCCGCUCGCUUCCUGGCGAGGCUUCAUCCUGCCUGAGCCACCGGGCACAUGCAGCAGCUGCAAAUGGCCUUAAAAUGGAAAAGAGCAUCCUCUGCUUCCCGGUCCUCCCCCCCUCAAAAUCGCAGCAGAUUUUCUGUGCGCUCACGGUUUGGGCAGCAGUGGCUCUGCCGGAGGCACGUUCGCACUACGACCUCGGGGCUGAGUCCUGGGGAAACUUUAAUUCUGCCGUUUCGGGACGGGCUGCUGGGCGGCACGUCCCAGCCUGGGUGUCAGUCGGUUCGUGCAUCCCCCCCCGCUUCUCCUGUCGGCGCCCCGGUGUGCGCUGCCGCCGCGGGUGCCAGGCGGAGUGCUCCACUCGGGGUCACAGGUGGGAAAUCAGUUGUGCCUCCGCCGAGUGAUUUUUUUUAUUAUUUUUUUUUUUUUUGCCCGGAAACCACAGGUUUUUGGCUUGCAGACCUUCACAGAGCGCGCUUGCAAAGGAUCACGCAAAGCAUGCAGAACGGCCAUUUGCACAUCCUUCGUACAGAAUCCGUCCUAUCAUUUCAACUAUAGCAAGCUAUGAUUUUUUUAUAUAUAAAUAUUAUAUAAAUAAUGUAUAAAACCUUAAAAAUUAACUAUGUAAAAUAUUAUUUCUGAAACAAUUUUAGAUAUAUCCACUAUGACUAUAAACUGUGUCCUGACCUGUGUUAUUUACAUUUUGCUGCUUAAAAAAGCAUUGAAUUAAUUUUUUAUAGUCGACUAAAAUAUUGUAGUUCUGUGGUAGUAAUAUUUUAAUGAAAAUAACUACAAUUAGAGACAUUUGUAUAAAAAAAAUCAUAUUAAAUUGUCUGUAUUUUUGUAAUGUUCCAUUUUGUAAAGAGAAGAAUAUUCAAAGACUUUUGUAGAAUACAAAAUUAAAAUUUGUAUCUGCGAAAUUAUUGCUGUAUAAAUGUGCUUUUUAAAUAAAAGCUCAUAACACAA